AAUCGCGCACGUAGGCUAUGUUUGCCAUCUCAAGCAAGAGUCAACUAACCAAUCAAUAGACCUCAAGAUCAAGUCGCGGAUGCUUCGUCUCGGUGAACUCCAGGGAGGACAUUUACAAAGACACCUGGUCUGCACCGCUUUUAUUUGGGAUAUGUUAUAGCGACUGCGAGCUCCCUCGGGCCUGUCCACUCCUCGUCCUGACUCCUCCUCCCGACUCCGUUCCCAUGGCGAUGGGGAUGGAGAACUGGACGGUUAGGAGGGGUAAGUUUGCCCUGCUCCUCGCCCUGUGUUCUGUCUUCAUGCUCCUGAUCCUGAGCUUCCCGGACAUUCGUCUGCUUGUUCCAAGACUGUUCCGACCAUUACCGCCAUCCGCUGACCCUGCCCCCAACCUCGCCUGUGGCGCCGUGGCCGACCAGACCAUCACGCCGCUGGCCCACACCAAACACCUGCUGGUGUCUGCAUUCGCCGACCGGCGGGAGGGGAAGUUCGACGUGCGCAUCAUCGGCAUGUUCCGGCGGGACUCAGUGCAGCCACUCCGCUGUGUCUUCUGCUGCUCCAACCGGACUCUGGCCGCGGGCCAGUCGGCCAGCAAGACCCCCGCCAGGGUCCUGACGCACUCGGACCACUUCGGCUUCCCCUACGGAGCGACGGACGUCCUGUGCCGGAUCCCCGGCGGCUGCCUGGCCACCCACGUCACCCUGGUGCCGGAGGGCCAUGGCCCGGACGCCACCGCCCUCAAUCGCACCUUCCUGCCCAUCAGGAACCAGGGGGGCGGGGGGGCAGCCUCCCUGCCCCAGCUCAACCUCACCGUCUGCAUCUCCAACCUCUUCGGAGACUACAACAACGUCCUGCAGUUCACGCAGACUCUGGAGAUGUACAGGCUGCUGGGAGUCAACCGGGUGGUAAUCUACAACACCAGCUCGGGGCCGGACCUCAGCCGCCUGCUGCACAGCUACAGCCAGGAGGGCUUUGUGGAGGUGGUGCCCUGGCCCAUCGGCCGCCACCUCACCCCGUCCAGGGGCUGGCAGCCAACCCUAUUCCCCGGGGACAUCCACUACUACGGCCAGCUCACCACGCUCAACGAGUGCUCCUACCGCUACAUGGAGCGCUCCCGCUACGUCCUGCUCAACGACAUCGACGAGAUCAUCACGCCCUACCGGCACGGUGACCUGGUGGCCGCCCUGACCAGCCUGCAGCAGCAGCACCCCAAGGCGGGGGUCUUCCUCAUUGAGAACCACAUAUUUCCCAAAAUCCACUUUGAGCCCAGUGGACGGUUCCACCGGCGUCAGUGGGAAGGGGUGCCCGGGGUGAACAUCCUGGAGCACAUCUACAGAGAGGAGCCCAACAGGGCGGUCCACCACCCCUACAAGAUAAUAGUCCAGCCCAGGUCCCUCCAGCAGACCUCCGUCCACUCCGUGCUCCAGAGCUUUGGGGAAGUGGUCCAAGUCCCGCCGGACGUGUGCCGCAUCGUCCACGUGCGCGUCCCCCUGCAGGGUCACCUUACCCUGGACCAGCUCCACGUGGACCAGCGCCUCUGGGACUUCAGCGAGAGGCUGGUCCCCCGGGUGGACUGGGCCCUGAGGAGGGCGGGGCUGCUGAGGUCGGAGGUUACCACGCCCAGCUGAUGGAGGGGGGGCGAGCCACUACUUUCUCUCAAACUUUGGGGUCAAACUGCACAUGGUGGACGGUGUUAAAAUGAGGAAUUGAUUUCUUCAUCAAUUCAGAAGAAGUAACAAGGGGAAGUGGUUUGUUUGUAAUAUGGGUCCCAUGGCUAUUGUACUCUUUUGUACUCAGUACUGAACUGAACAAUAAAAACAAACAAUAAGAUUGA
This is a messenger RNA of Gadus morhua (Atlantic cod), 1831 nucleotides long. RefSeq lists its product as uncharacterized. The transcript has 5 exons. The coding region runs from base 225 to 1625 and encodes 466 amino acids. NCBI's taxonomy places the organism in Eukaryota, Metazoa, Chordata, Actinopteri, Gadiformes, Gadidae. The record is from RefSeq and is a predicted model, not a curated record. Gene Ontology annotation, molecular function: glycosyltransferase activity. Gene Ontology annotation, cellular component: cytoplasm.